Molecule: messenger RNA, 2547 nt
Organism: Sceloporus undulatus (fence lizard)
Lineage: Eukaryota; Metazoa; Chordata; Lepidosauria; Squamata; Phrynosomatidae
Gene: NDC1
Product: NDC1 transmembrane nucleoporin
Exons: 17
Coding region: 590-2344 (584 amino acids)
Biological process (GO): nuclear pore organization
Cellular component (GO): nuclear pore transmembrane ring
Molecular function (GO): protein-macromolecule adaptor activity
Source: RefSeq, a predicted model, not a curated record
GAGGAGGGACGCAGUAUGGCGUAGUGGUUUGAGCGUUGGACUAAGACUCUGGAGACCAGGGUUCGAGUCUCAGCUCGGCCAUAUAGACCUGCUGUGUGACCUUGGGCAAGAAGCCACACUCUCUCAGCCUCAGGGGAAGGCAAUGGCAAUCCCUCCUCCUCUGAACAAACCUUGUCAAGAAAACCCUAUGAUAGGUGUUCCCUUAAAUAUGUCAGAAGCCCCUUCAAAAUAUAUACUGUACUGUAAGCCGCCUUGGGCCCCAGUUUGGGAGAAAGGCGGGAUUAAAAAAUAAAUAUAUAAAGACAAUAACAACAAAUCUUUGUCUGGCUCUGCUAUGGAAUCCUGGGAAUUCUAUAGCUUUAGAGCCAGAAAAGACUUAAAGCGGUACCAAACCGGGUUAUUUCUCCAGUGUGGAUGCAGCCUCUGAAAAAGGCGGCGCAAAGAAGGCGAGGCGCGUUUCAAAAGGCGUCACUGGAGCCUGGGGCCGCCAUUUGCUGGCUUCUCUGGAGCCUCCUCUGGAAGGAAGGCAACAAAAGUAGCCCCACUCCGCCUCCUUCUGCUGCUGCUCCUGGGCUGCCAGGGAGGGAGGAUGUUUCAUUCAACGCGGGAACAGUUAAACAUCUUGGGAUGGAGAGCAGCUGCAAGUAUUGCUUGGUCUGUGCUUUUGCUUCCUCUCUGUGUUGCAGUCUUUGUCACCAUUAGCAAUAUUGACUUUGUCCACCCUGUGCAAUGGAUCACAGGUUCAUUCAAUGAUUUGUAUACCUCCUAUGUUAUCUUUUGUAUACUUCUGAUGUCUGUGGUAAUAGUGGUAAUAAAUAUCUUCAAUGUUGAAUUUCAUGCAGUUGUGCCUUCAAUUCCUUGUUCCCGAUUGGCAUUGAUCAGCAAGAUUAUCCACCCCCAGCAGGUGAUCCAUUCAGUUGCCCAUGCUGUCAUGGGAAUGCUGGUGGCGUGGUGUGCUGCCAUUAUGACAAAGGGAAAGUUCCUGUUUUUAUCUGUGCCCUGCACAAAUACAGAAAGUGCAGCUGAUGCUGAUCUGAAUGUGUGCCUAAAUGAGUACCACCUCUUUCUCUUGCUCCUUGGAGCUUUUAUGGGUUACAGCUACAGUCUCCGGUAUCUUGUCAAUAAUUUGAACUACCUUCCAUUCCCAGUUAUACAGCAAUACAAGUACCUGCGCUUCAGAAGAGCCCUUCCACUACUGGCAAAGCAUAGUUGUGUGGAGUCACUUUAUAUGGUUAGGAACUUCUGUGCUGCCUACUACUUCUUUGGUUAUAUUCCACGGGCAUGGCUAAUUACCACAAUGAACCUUCAAACUAAUAGUAAACUUCCUCUUCUCGACACAGUGGCUGGCCUCCUGGAUUUGUCUCUCCUGUACCACAGCUGGCUAUGUGGUCUGUUUCUUCUAAUGACCUGGUAUAUUGCAUGGCUGCUCUUCAGAAUCUUUUCUACUGAGGCACAUCACUUUCCUGUCCAGCCAACUUUUGUAGAAGAAGCAGACCAGUGUUUACCUAAAGUCUUAAACAGCAACCCUCCACCUCUUUUAAAGUUCUUAGCUUUACAGGACCUGAUGUUUCUCUCCCAGUAUUCCCCUGUGCGACGUCAAGAGGUCUUUAGCCUUAGCCAACCAGGUGGACAUCCGCACAACUGGACUUCAAUUUCCAAGGAGUGCUUGAAUCUUCUAAAUGAUCUCACGCAGAAGCUGAUAAUUCACCAAGAAGUUGCAGCUGCAAAUGGAAGGCUGAAACAGCCACCUAUGGGAGACUUACGACAACCCCCUACCUCUCCAGAUAUGCAGUGGACAGACUCUCCACAUGAAACCCGCCCAACAAUUACUGUUGCAAAAAGUGCUAAUGAAGUAGUGCAACCAAGUUAUUUCUGUAUGUGGCUUCAGAGCAAGAAAGAACAGCUCAAAAGUUUCUUGUCAAAACGAGUAUUGAUAAUGUAUUUUUUCAGCAAGCACCCUGAGGCUUCAAUCCAGGCCCUCUUUUCUGAUACCCAGAUGCAUAUUUGGGCUUUGGAAGGUUUAUCACAUCUUGUAGCAGCCUCAUUUACUGAAGAUAGAUAUGGAGUUGUCCAAACAACACUGCCAGCUAUUCUGAAUACUUUGUUAACUCUUCAAGAGGUGGUAGACAAGCACUUCAAACUUCCUCAUGUUUCCAGCAAACCCCCCAGGAUCUCAGGGAAUCUGGCAGACACUUCCUACAAAACCCUUCGAUUUGCUUUAAGAGCCUCACUGAAAACUGCCAUAUAUCGGAUAACCACCACAUUUGGAGAACACCUAAAUGCAGUUCAAGUAUCUUCAGAACAUAAGAAAAGACUCCAGCAGUUCCUUGAGUUUAAGGAGUAGUGAAAUCAAACUGACCAUGCUGUUACAGAUGGAUAAUUCAGCAAGUUUGCAUCAAAAGAAAGUGAAAAUUUCUACUGACUUCUCAAAAGUGUUCUUUAAUUGCAAGUCAUUGGGUGACUGUGCUGUCAGCUGAAGUAUCUGAAAAACUUGGAUAACUUUAGUUUGACAUUUUGUAUAAUAAACUGAUUUUUUUUAAAGUUAAA